Messenger RNA from Loxodonta africana (African savanna elephant), 2008 nucleotides. RefSeq names its product proopiomelanocortin (gene POMC). Bases 1 to 810 code for a protein of 269 amino acids. Gene Ontology annotation, biological process: regulation of corticosterone secretion. Gene Ontology annotation, molecular function: G protein-coupled receptor binding; hormone activity. Lineage: Eukaryota; Metazoa; Chordata; Mammalia; Proboscidea; Elephantidae. The transcript is spliced from 2 exons. The record is from RefSeq and is a predicted model, not a curated record. Gene Ontology annotation, cellular component: secretory granule; extracellular region.
AUGCCUCGAUCCUGCUGCAGCUGCUCAGGGGUCCUGCUGCUGGCUUUGCUGCUUCAGGUCUCCAUGGAAGUACGCGGCUGGUGCCUGGAGAGCAGCCAGUGUCAGGACCUCACCACGGAAAGCAACCUGCUGGAGUGCAUCCAGGCCUGCAAGCUGGACCUGUCGGCCGAGAGGCCCGUGUUCCCCGGCAACGAGGAGCAGAGGCUGACCGAGACCCCCCGGAAGUACGUCAUGGGCCACUUCCGCUGGGACAGGUUUGGCCGCCGAAAUGGGAGCAGCGGCGGCGGCGCAGGGCAGAAGCGGGAGCAGGGGCUCGCGGCGGGCGACGGCGGCGACGUGCUGCCCGCGGGCGGCCCCGGGCUCCGCGGCGAUGGCCCUGAGUCGGGCCCGCGCGAGGGCAAGCGCUCCUACUCCAUGGAGCACUUCCGCUGGGGCAAGCCGGUGGGCAAGAAGAGGCGCCCGGUGAAGGUGUACCCCAACGGCGCCGAGGGCGAGUCAGCCGAGGCCUUCCCCCUCGAGUUCAAGCGGGAGCUGGCCCGGGAGCGGCCCGAGCCGGCGCGCGGCCCCGAGGGCCCGGACGAGGGCGCGGCCACCCAGGCCGACCUGGACAAUGGCCUCGUGGCGGAGGUCGAGGCGACGUCGGCCGAGAAGAAGGACGAGGGGCCCUACAAGAUGGAGCACUUCCGCUGGGGCAGCCCCGCCAAGGACAAGCGCUACGGCGGCUUCAUGACCUCCGAGAAAAGCCAGACGCCCCUGGUGACGCUGUUCAAAAACGCCAUCAUCAAGAACGCCUACAAGAAGGGCCACUGAGGGCGCAGUGGGGCUGCAUUCCCUGGGAAGCCGGCCCCAAAGCCACCUUUUCGCUGCCCCAGUCCUCCUGCCGCCUCCCAGCCUGGCUCUGGUACUCGCUCAGGAGGUGAUAGCGGCAGGUGUUCAGCCCUUUAAAGCUGUCUGUAGUUAGGAAAUAAAACCUUUUAAAUUUCACACCUGAUUCUGACUUUGAAUGUAGACUGGGUGAAUAAAAUAAAAAUACAUGUGGAUCAAAAAGAGCGGCAUACAUUGGAGGAAGGACAGGAUGGUUUCUAUGUGACCCAACUGUAGUAUCGUGAAAUAGGAAAGAAAAAGACUUCCCUUCCCCAUAACGUUGGAAACCCUGGUGGCGUAGUGGCUAAGUGCUAAGGCUGCUACCCAAAGGGUUUAGCAGUUCAAAUCCACCAGCUGCUCCUUGGAAACUCUAUGGGGCUGCUAUGAGUCGGGAUCGACUCUAAGGCACUGGGUUUGUUUUUUGGUUUUCCCUGUACUGGGCACCCAAGUGGUUUGGGAUGCUGAUGGCUCAGGGUGGCUGUCUGUCCAUAUCAUUGGCCUUUUGCCAUCUGAAAAGCAACGCCCAUAUUUAAACGCUUUUGGAAAAGUCAGUUGUUUACUGGAGCAGUCACUUGAUAGGCAACUUGUAGGUACAUCUAGGGCUAGAAGCCAAGAGGUGGGAGCCAGGCAGGACCUCAGCAAGAUGCACCCUGCCUCAAGCAGUAGAUUGUGCCACUAAUGACAUGAACAGUUCAAGACAGAAGUUGGAGGAAUAUACAAAUGCCACAGCUUAUAACAGAUAUUUCCUCUCAGAAUCCUGCCUUCCAUUGCCCAAAGCUGUCCAGAGCCUCUUUGCCAUCACAGGACUCAGGCAGGAAGAGCUGCCACCCCAGGUGUCAUCUUAUGUGGGAGUCUCAGCAUCCUACGACAAAAGCCUGGGACUUAAGUCCACGAAGUGGUGCCCAGGCCUUGGACCCGGACUUGCACAGAGAGGAGCGACAUGGCGAGGGAAGCUGGGCCACAGCUAGGCCAAGGUGGACAGUUCUAGGGAGAAACUUUAUUACUGUGUUAUUGUCAUUGCUGGUGUCCAUAUCCUGUAGUAAUGAAGCAGCAGCUUUAUUCACCCCACUCCCAGGGGCUUUUCAGGCCCUCCCCAGCGCAGUCACAGGCCAAGUUGCCUGAAAAGAAUGCAUCCACCAAUGUC